AUGAACUACUCAAUCGAUCCGGAUCAAUCUACGCCAGCUGUCUCGUUUGCGCACAAUGGACGACGACACGGUGGUGGUUCUUCCGCAACCAAUCCCCGUCGUGCCUAUCAGGCUGCAUCACACUCCCAGCGUACCAAUAUACAACACUCACGUCCCAUCCCCAUUCCUUCUUCAAAUCAGCUAUGCACAGACCGGUUACCAGAUUACCCGUCUUUCUCCACCAUGCAGCAAAACAUCCUUUACCAAGAUAGAGGCCGGACCAGUCAACGAAGGUCGAGCCUUGCACAUCGAUCGGCCAAUCAGCGUCAUCAGCGUGAUGAACGAGUAGCUGUGUCUCAUUCCCGUUUUACACCACUUGGCUCAGCAAGCGAUUCAUCGGGCUCAAAUUCCAGCUCUGGCAAUAGCGGGCAUGUAUCGCAGGGAUCGAACUCGUCAGACAUAUUCCAUUUCUCCCCUCCAGGCAGUCUUGAACGGCGGGGUUCACAACAACCACUUGCACAGAUGGACCCUGUACCAUUUCUAUACACCCCUCCACAGACAGGGAGGUCUACUCAGCAGGUCGAAGAAUUGGUGCGAUGCCAAGCGUGUGGUCGCAGGAUACAAUUCCUCGCACUUAACGUUCAUGGGCAAGUUUGUGAUGGAAGGCGCAGGAGUCCAAGAAGUAACACCGUUGCCAUGUCCUCCAGACAGCAUAACUCUAGUUCGUCAAGUUCAGAAAAUGAACCACAGAGAGCGCAUAGAAGUGACCAGCAACGCUUUCCCGCCAAUGCACUCGGAGACCUAAACAGUAGUUCCUCCUACCAGCAUGCUAAUACAUUCUAUCGACCAUCUCACGGUCCCUACAAUUCCCAGGUAUACCCUCAGAUCAAUCACUAUGCAGCAUCAUCUUUCAGCACACCAUCCUCUGCUGUACCACCAGAUUUCAAUAGACCACCAUAUAACUACCUUCCAUAA
Fomitiporia mediterranea MF3/22 is the source of this 954-nucleotide messenger RNA. RefSeq lists its product as uncharacterized. The transcript has a single exon. The record is from RefSeq and is a predicted model, not a curated record. Lineage: Eukaryota; Fungi; Basidiomycota; Agaricomycetes; Hymenochaetales; Hymenochaetaceae. Bases 1 to 954 code for a protein of 317 amino acids.